CUCCCUUUGAAGGUUUCGAGGACAAAGGGCGAAACCCAAAUUUCUACAAAUUUUCCUUCCCUCUGUUUAUCCGCCUUGUCUGUGUCGAGAAAGGAUUGGAGAUACGUCCUUCGUAGAGUUGGGCGCUUGAGUAAAUUCUUAGCGUUUUCGUUACUCUUCGGAAACAACCGGGAAAGAAUUGAACCUGCCUGUCCUAUUAACUAUUUUAUUCGCUCUACUGCCUUCAUUUUCUCCAAGAACUCAUCGUUCAUUACGCGUACUGCAAUCAAAUCCCAUUCGCCCUGCUCUUCCCCUUUCUAUUUGAACGGGAACAAAUGGCCUCUUCUUCAUUAUUUCACCAGCAAAAUCAGGAAUUAAAUGCUUUCUCUGGAAUAGAUCCUGCCGGCAAAAGAAGGAGGGUGUCUGAAUCUUCAAAAAUGUUUGAUGUUUUUAUCAAUCACAGAGGCCCCGAUGUCAAACAAACUUUGGCUACUCAGCUUUACAACUCCUUUGAGCGGUUGGGAAUAAGGGCGUUUCUUGAUUCGGAAGAGAAGGAACUUGGGAAUUCGUUUCCUUCUACCAUUGAGACAGCCAUCCUCUCUGCAAAGGUACACAUAGCCAUCUUUUCCAUAAGAUAUGCACAGUCACCUUGGUGUUUGGCAGAGCUGGUUCUCAUGCUACAAAGUGAGGCCAAAAUUAUCCCUGUGUUCUAUCAAGUGAAGCCUUCUGAUCUUCGCUACAUAGAAAAGGGAGCAUACGCUCAAGCAUUCAUUGAAUAUAGACAGAAGGGCAGAUACCUGGACAAGCUUAACGACUGGAAGGAAGCCCUUCAGUCUCUUUCACUUAUAGCCGGGGAAGAAUUUUAUAGUGAUCGGGAUUACGGAAACAUAGUAGCAGCUGUGCAGAAAGAAGUGCGAAGGAAAACACCUUUGUAUGUUGCAGAAUAUCCGGUGGGGCUUAACAAUCUUGUGGAAGAUUUUCAAAGGCGAUGCCUCGAUGAACUUGUAGAAGAUUUUGAUAAUCAGUGCAAGCAGGGAGAAGGGAAGGAUAAGGCUAGGGUGGUGGGCAUUUUUGGGUUAGGCGGAUCGGGGAAAACAACUCUGGCUAAAGAGUUGUUUAACCGUAAGAAAUCGAAUUACACUACUGCAAGUUUUUUGUUUGACGUGAGAGAAGCAUCUACGAGAAACGAAUUACCAUCAUUGCAAAUCAAGCUUCUCAAAGAUCUCUUUGGCAAAAAGAGCAGCUUUACAAGGAAAGAGGAAGGAGCAAGCUCUCUCAAAGAUCAUCUAUCAAGGGCCCCAAGUUUAAGCUCACUAAUUGUUGUAGAUGAUAUCGAUCAUGUGGACCAGUUAAAUGCUCUGCAGGUCAUGGAUUUCUUAAAUAAAUCUGGUAAUAGUCUGGUUAUUGUCACAACCCGUGAUGCUGGUGUGCUUAUAACUGCAGGGAUUAAUGUUGGUUAUCAUUUAAAAGGAAUGGAUAGAAAUGAUUCAAGAGAACUAUUCUGUUGGCAUGCCUUCCGCCAAACCCAUCCAUGUAGCGGGUAUGAGGUGCUGGUUGACUCCUUCGUAGACAUGUGUGUAGGCUUACCUCUGUCUCUUAAGGUUCUGGGCGGACACGUUCAUGGAAGAGAUCAAUGGUUUUGGGAGUCAGAAUUGAUCAAAGCUAGGAAGAUGCUGCCUCAAGACGUAAAGCAAAGACUCAAAAUAAGUUUUGAUUCUUUGGAUGAUGAACAAAAACAGGUUUUCAUAGAUAUUGCUUGUUUUUUUGUGGGCAAGCAGACGAGUGUAGCCGAAAGUGUAUUGGAGGCAUCAGGAUGGAAUGCUCACAAUGCAAUAGAAAGACUCAAGGAUAAAUGUCUUGUAGAAGAAAAGAUUGAAAGUUUGAGCCUGGGUCUAAAGGAGAAAGCUGAAUUGAGUAUGCAUGACCACCUGAGGGACUUGGGAAGAGAAAUGGCACAUGAGCGCAGCCCUCCUCAUCGACUGUGGCGUCCUCAAGAUCUGAAAUCUCUGGAAUCGAAGGGUUUCAAAAAUAUACUCACCAUACCCGACAUCAGGUGUUUCCUUUCCAUUUUCGACAAGUCCAUGGGUUCUAAAGUUACAUUCUUUUUAGGCCAAGAAAAUAAUCGUUUCGAGACAUCAGGUUCCUUACUAUGGCUCCAGCUUGAGGGCAAUUCCACAGAACAGCCAAGCAUGCCUCCAUGGAUUCCCCUUCAAAAUUUGCAGUGUUUGAGAAUCCGCUCGGUACAAUUCAAAACGUUGUGGGGCAAUGACAUGCAGGCACCUUCCCAGUUGAAAGAGCUGCAAAUUUCUCAAACCUCUUUAAAAGAGUUUCCAGAUUUUCGAGGAAUAUCAGAUAAUUUAGAGAAUGUGUUCUUAGAUGCCCGAGGAUUGCCGAUCCAAGGUUUGUCUUUACUAGAAUCUCUCAGUAUGAAUCUUUCUAGCAUAUAUCUGAGAUUUUCCACAUUAAAGGGGGAACGGGGUUACAGUGAAAGAGGAAAGAAGACUCAGUGUGAAUCUUUGGUUAUAGAGAACUUUAAAUUUAAUGGGGAAGUGGAUUGGAAUAAUGGGAAGGCCCAUAUGAGAGGCCUUGAAAAGAUAGAGAUUAAUGGUGAAGAAUUUUUAUCCAAGAUUUUGAUUAGUGGAAUUCACUAUCCCAGCCUUACGUCCAUCAAACUUCAUAACAUGGAAAAUCUUAUGGAAGUUGACUUAACAAAGGUAAAGACAUUAAAUUGCCUGGAUAUUAGAAACUGUCAAAAACUCAAAAUAUUGGUCGCAACAUCUGAUCUUCCAAAUCUUGUACUGUUAAAUAUUAGUCAAUGCCCAGAGCUGGAAAGGAUCACAUUUGAGCAUUGUGAGCAGUCCAAAAAUUUGUCGGGAAUUUCAAAUCCUAGGAAUCCUGUAGAAUCCAAGGAUAAAAUUACUUUUGAAAAAUAUAGUCACUUGAAAAGUGUAUCAGGAAUAUCUAAUCUGGAAAAACUUGUAGAAUUGGACUUUUCUGAUUGUGAGAAGCUAGGACUUGAGUACAUGUGCCUCAGUGGUAUGAAGUGUCUGGAAAAGAUAGCGUUAGGGAGAAAUAUGAUGGUGAGAUAUUUUGAGUUGGAUGGUUGUCAAAAUUUAAAAACAGUUGAGUUUCUUUGUGAAAAGCUUGUAGAAUUAAGAAUUCAGGGCUGUCCGGUGCUUGAAGUGAUCCCAGAAUUUAAAGGUCAAAAUUGCCUCGAGAGGAUUAUAAUUGAUGGAUGUGGGAAGCUUGCAUGUCUUCAUGUGUAUGGCUGUGAUAAUUUGAAAAGCGUUUCAGUGAAGUUCAAGAGUAGAUCUUUGUUUAGUAAAGAUUGUCAUGAGCUUCAGGGGUUUUCAGGAAUCGGCGAUAUUAUGGAGCUUACAGAGUGCCCCGAGCUUGAGGAGUUGCCAAGUCUUUUCGGAGUCAACAACACGGAGAAAUUUGAGAUUUAUGCUUGUGAGAAGAUACAGAACAUUAUACUGCCAACAGCACUCAACAUGGAGAAAUUUGUGAUUUAUGAUUGUGAGAAGAUACAGAACAUUAUACUGCCAACAGCACUCAACAAGUUGGAUAUACGCAGAUGCAGAGAUUUACAAAGAGUAGCAGGAACCAGCGAUCUUAUGGAGCUUAGAGAGCUGAUUAUUUAUGAUUGUCCUGAUCUUGAGGAGCUGCCAAGUUUUGCCAGGCUGAGCUGCAUGGAGAGGAUAGCUAUCCAUUCUUGUGAGAAGCUGCAGAACAUAUCAGGUGUUGAAGGGUUACUUUCAUUAGGAUUUAUGGGACUUUGUUACUGCCGCAAGGCGUUAACAUGGAAUUGCAUUCAAAAGUUGAAGUGUGUGCCGUCAGGGUUAGUCGCGACUGGAAGAGCAGAGGAUGGAGCAGAGUCGAGUUUAAACGAAGAUCUGUUUUGUGAGGCUAAUAUUGGCGUCGAUGGUGUGAUUGAUAUUGGUAGUGGCGAAUCUUAUCCUGAGUGAUCAGAAUUCAGUGCAGCAGUUAUUUGGUGCUAUGUGGUUGUGGUUGAUAGCUCUACUUCGGUAGAGGAUCGAAUGAGAGAAUUAUUUUCAUCAGGAAAAAGUAUAAUUACAAUGGUAGCAUAUAAUGAUAGGGAAUUCAUUACUUUAAAGAAAGGCGAAGAUGAUUUCAUGAGAAAUGGAAGUCAAGAAAGGAGUUCGGGUAGAGGUGAAAAAAGGAGAAGAGCGGAAAACAAUGGGUUUGAUGAGUACAAUUUU
Molecule: messenger RNA, 4202 nt
Organism: Cryptomeria japonica (Japanese cedar)
Lineage: Eukaryota; Viridiplantae; Streptophyta; Pinopsida; Cupressales; Cupressaceae
Product: disease resistance protein Roq1
Exons: 5
Coding region: 315-3947 (1210 amino acids)
Biological process (GO): defense response; signal transduction
Molecular function (GO): ADP binding; ATP hydrolysis activity
Source: RefSeq, a predicted model, not a curated record